CCGUUUUUUAUCGAGUACGGAACCUCCAACCUAUACUCCAUCACCGAUCAUCCUCGAGGUGGUCAUCGCAACACGUCGCCGCGUGUUGUUCGCCCUAUUUUUCGCCUCCUUUCUUCCAUUGGACAUUUAACUGUUCUCUUCCCUUUGCGCGCUCCCCCGGGCUUGCUCACCGUCUCGCCUCCUGAGCGACCACAACACCACCCGACCCGCCGCCAUCUCAAUUCACCGGCGGGGUUUGCAACUGCGAUAUGGGCGACGGGUCUGAUUAUCCCAGUCCAAGAAGCGAAGGUCCCAGCGGACCUACCUCCAUUCUCGUUGCCGCCCAAGAGUCUAUCUCUCCUACCCCCAAGAUGACCGAUCAAAUGUCCCCCAGUUUCAUGGAAGGGACGCGUCCGCGACUGUCGGUGAGACGUGCGCGGGAUCCGCCCAAAAACUCGACCGGCCAGAUCUUUUGCGACCACCCCGAAUGUCAGCAGUCGCCCCCGACGUUUCGUCGCCCGUGCGAGUGGAACAAACACAUGGACAAGCAUGAUCGCCCCUACAAAUGCCUCGAACCCGGCUGCGACAAGAUUCAAGGCUUUACCUACUCGGGCGGGCUUCUCAGGCACCAGCGCGAGGUGCACAAGAAGAACGUCAAUGCGAAGAAGCCGCUGAUGUGCCCGUAUACGGACUGCAAUCGCAGCACCGGGAAUGGCUUUACGCGCCAAGAGAACCUGAAGGAGCAUCUUCGUCGCCGCCACAUGCACACUGAGAAUGGACACGCGUCCGACCUACCUAUGGUGCCCAGUCCUGAACUGGACGGCGCCGUGUCCCUCCCCACCUCGGCGGUCAAGCGGAAGCGCGAGUCUAUGGACGGCGACGCCUCUGUCGAGCUUCCCGACGAAGAGGGUCCCGACGUUGACAUGCACAACGAGUUAAAGCGUCUGCGACGCGAGGUCGAGGAGAAAGAUCGCCGGCUGGAAGAACUGGAGCGCAUUGUUUCCGGGCUUCAGCAAGCCAUGCCCCAGCCGACGAUGUCGCAGGGACAGAUGAACGCAACGUGAACGGCUUCCCAGUGAAGUCCGAAUGAUAUGUCUCGGUAUCUCUUAUCAUGAUGUUGUUUUUGUUUUUCUAUAUUUUGUUUUGUCUGCCUUCUUUUCUCCCCGCCUUUUGC
Molecule: messenger RNA, 1153 nt
Organism: Aspergillus candidus
Lineage: Eukaryota; Fungi; Ascomycota; Eurotiomycetes; Eurotiales; Aspergillaceae
Product: putative C2H2 transcription factor
Exons: 2
Coding region: 249-1043 (264 amino acids)
Biological process (GO): regulation of transcription by RNA polymerase II
Cellular component (GO): nucleus
Source: RefSeq, a predicted model, not a curated record